Myxocyprinus asiaticus (Chinese sucker) is the source of this 4513-nucleotide messenger RNA. RefSeq names its product NACHT, LRR and PYD domains-containing protein 12-like. Gene Ontology annotation, molecular function: protein binding. The transcript is spliced from 10 exons. NCBI's taxonomy places the organism in Eukaryota, Metazoa, Chordata, Actinopteri, Cypriniformes, Catostomidae. The record is from RefSeq and is a predicted model, not a curated record. Bases 348 to 3509 code for a protein of 1053 amino acids.
CUACGAAAAAACACUUUAUUAAGAAAGCUGCAAGAGACAACUUCACUGCAGAAUAAACUCAAGUUCGUGACCAGAAAAGGAAGGAUAAGUCUGUGGCAGCGGGGGCGUGGUCAAGCAUCUCUCUGGAGAGAGAGAAAGCGGUAAGGGCGCUUACACCUGAGCCAAAUUAUGUCUAACACCUGUCUCUAAUUUCAGUAAGCACGGGGAGAGCGGAUAAAUAGAGCCACACCCCAAGUAGAAGGGGAGAGCCUGGGCACCGCAAAACUGAACAGAAAGCAAGAGUUUUAUGAUGGAACAGAACCAGAGAGAGUUUGGAGGACUCCUUAAAUGAAAACAAGACAUUUAAAAUGGUUAAAUACAAACAGAGAAAACUUAUGAAAAAAAGAUACAUUAAAAAGGGAAACAACAUCCAAACGCACUUCGGAAAUGUAUCCCAACAAAAUAAUAACUUUGCACUUCAUAAUACAAAUAAUAAUGCUGUAUCACCCGGCCAACCGUCGUUUCUGAACCCAAGUCAUUUUAACGUCAAUAUUGAUCAGAAAGAUGGUGGCGCAAUACUGGCUCCAAACAUACUUGGAACUAACAUUACUGGCGACGUUCACAUGAACCUACAUAUGCAACCGGUGCCACACACAACCUCAAUAAACAGAGACGAAAUUCUUCAGAACAUAAAGAAUAAGAUAAAGUCAAGAAUGCUGAAAGAUUCUGAGAGGAUUUUGGAAGGAAGCACAUCAAAGUCAGCCUCUCUAAACAAGAUCUACACACAACUGUUCAUCAUCAGUGAUGAGUCAGACCCCAUCAAUAAAGAGCAUGAGAUCUGGCAGAUUGAGACAUCACACGAUUUAAACACCUCCAUGAUGCCGGUCAUAAACUACAAUGAAAUCCUUCAGCCACCCAUGGAUGAGAGUAGAACAAUGAAGACCAUUUUAACGAAAGGAAUUGCUGGAAUUGGGAAAACGGUCACAGUACAGAAGUUUAUCCUUGACUGGGCAAGUGGAGAAGCUAAUAAAGAUAUAGACUUUGUGCUCCUGUUCCCAUUCCGAGACCUGAACUUGCUUGUGUAUGAAAAAAGUCUUUUUGACCUGGUUUGUAAUUUUAACCCUGAGUUUAAAGAGGCAACUGAUAUUCCUGAAUGGAUCUUUGAUAGGAAAGUUCUCUUCAUCUUUGAUGGUCUUGAUGAGUACAAAAACCCUUUGAACUUUCAAAACACCUUUCUGUCAAAUGUGACUCAAAAAGCCACCGUGGAUAUCCUUCUAACAAACCUUCUCAGAGGUAAACUGCUGCCCUCUGCUCACCUGUGGAUCACCAGCCGACCUGUAGCAGCUGGACAGCUACCAAAUGAGAUCUUCAAACAGGGAUAUAUUACACAGAUCAGAGGAUUCAAUAAUGAGCAGAAGGAGGAAUACUUCAAGAGGCGAUUUGAGGAUCCAAAACAAACCCAAGAGGUCAUCUCUCACAUAAAGUCUCAUAGGAGCCUGUGGAUAUCGUGCCAUAUACCUCUCUUUUGUUGGAUUUCAUCUGUGGUUCUCGGAGACGUAAUUGAAGGACAAAACAAUGAUAGGAUUAAGAACAUUCCGUCAAGUCUAACGGAAAUGUAUAUCCACUAUCUGCUCAAUCAAACAAGAUUAAGCCACAGGAAAUAUGGAGGGAAUGAGCUGGCAUUCCCAGAAGUUCUUAAGAAUCACAAAAACCUUAUUUUGAAAUUGGCAGUGCUGGCGUAUUGGCAGCUGAAAGCACAGAAUGUCGUCUUCAAUGAAAAAGACUUGGAGGAGUAUGAGAUCACUGUUGAUGAAGCUUCUCAAUAUCCUGGUGUCAUUACCUGUGUCUCAAAGUGCGAAUUUGGAUAUUUCCAGACCAAACUGUUCAGCUUCAUCCAUCUCAGUGUACAAGAAUUUUUUGCAGCCCUGUUUGCCUUUCACAAAUUUCUGUCAGAAAAGCAAGAUUCCCUGGAAUGCAUUAAAGCAAAAAAGGGGCAGAGGGAUUUGUCUAAUUUUUUCAAAGGUGUGAUUAAUGAGGCCUUGCAAAGCAAAAGUGGACACUUGGAUCUUUUUAACUGUUUUCUGUUUGGAAUUUCUUGUGAUUCCAGCAUAAAGAUACUUGAAGGACUUCUGCCUCAAUCUCGAGGCAGUAGUUUAGAUGGUCACAAAAAGGUGAAAAUGUACAUUAAAUCUUUGAAGAGGAAAGGUCUGUCUGCUGAGAGAUGCAUCAGUCUUGUUCGUUGUCUUGUGGAGCUCAAGGACAUGUCUUUCAAGAAGGAGAUGCAAGAGCUUGAACGCUCACGAUCCAAAGAGCCCCUCACACUGUUUCAGUGCAUGCUUCUGGCUUACCAGUUUGUUUGCUCAGAUAUGAACCAUGAUGAGUUUGAUCUCAGGAAAUACAAUAUGACUGUAGAAGGGUUUCGGAGAUUUUCCCCAGCCAUCACAUGCUUCAAAAAGGCUCUGCUCAAAGGCAGUGACAUCACAGAGGAGCAUUGUGAUAUUAUGACCUUUUGCCUGAAGUCACCGAACUCUCAACUGACUCAUCUUGAUCUGAGUCACAAUGGUCUAGGACUGUCUGGACUGGAGAAGCUUUUCAAGGCAUUCUGUGAUCCCAACUGCCAAAUCCAGACACUUAACCUCAGCCACAAUAACCUCCAAACUCAGGACGUGAAAGUCAUCGGAGAUAUGCUCUCAGGACCAAAUAUAAGCCUCAGAAUCUUGGACCUCAGUGACAAUGAUCUGGACGAUCCAGGAGCUGAAAUUCUAUCUUAUGGACUGCAGAGCACGAACUGUCAUCUUGAAAUUCUCAGACUUUCAGGCUGUCAAAUUAAAGAAAAAGGAUUUAAUCAGUUGGUAUCCUCUCUUCAAACCAAUUCUUCAUGUCUGAGAGAGCUGGACCUGCGUUAUAAUAACCUUGGAGACUUCGGACAGGAAAGUCUUCUACCCUCAGUGAGAAUUUCUAAAGGAGGACUUUGCAGUGACAAACCAGGAUUGUACAAAUAUGCUGUCCCGCUCACCUUUGACCCUCAGACAGCUAAUGAAUUCCUCUACCUGUCCAAUGACAACACUGUGGUGACUCGUCAGAGGAAGAAACGACAACCUCCUGUUCAUGAUGAGAGAUUUGACCAGAGUAACCAGGUCUUGUGCAGCCAGCCACUGAAAGGAUGCUGCUGCUUUACAAUGGAUGUAACUGGUACAGACGUGUAUGUGGGCGUGGCCUGUAAGAGUAUUGAGAGGAAGGGGCAGAGUAACCGGGUACUCCUGGGACACAAUAACAUGUCAUGGAGUUUAUGUUGCUCAAAAAAUGAAUGUGUGGCCUAUCAUAACCAAAGAACUGUAUCACUUCCUCAUGCAGAGCCCAUCGGCAAACUCUGUGUAUUCCUCGACCAGGAGGCUGGUACUCUUUCCUUCUAUAGGUUGAGCCCAAAAAGAAUCUUGUACACGUUUGAUGCAAAUUUACCAGAGAAUCAAGACCUUUAUGCUGCGUUCAGGAUUCAGGAGCCAGAUAGCUCUGUCAUUUUGAACUGUUAGAGCAUUGUUUGUUUGUUUGCAUGUAUUUUGUCCUGUAAGUCCUCAGUUGUACAUAUAAAAAAAAAAGACUGGAUCAAAUUAGGGUUGCGCGGUAUACCAGUACUAACGAAAUACCGCGAUACCAAAAAUGUAAAACUGUACAAUAUCAUCUUGUUGUUAAUUUCGGUACCAUAUUUAAGUAUGCUGCCAUUAACAAAAUGUAAUGUAACGACAGAAAAAUAUUACUACUGUAUAAAAGUGUAAUAUUCAAAACAGUCGCAAUAAUAUUCAUAGUAACGAUAAUAUAAUAUGAAAUGGUUAUAUUAUUAGUAUUAUUAUCUGUAAGCAAUAUCACAUAAUCAAGUGCACUGAAUAUCAGCAUGUUGUGAUUCAGCCGUGGCAAGCUUUUGCCUCAGGUGAUCAGAUUGUUUUCAUUAAUAAUGUAAAGCUGUGUUGUGCUUUUUUUUUUUUUUAAACAAAAAAUAAAGAUAUAUAUAGACAGACAGAUAGAUGAAAAGUAUUAUAUUUUCAUUAGAUUAAAGCAGUACAGUAUGUAUUUGAUUAAACACUAUUUGAUCAUAAUAUGUAAUUAAAACAUUUAACAUGAAAUCCAGAACAAUUAAAACAGAAAAGGCAUAAUUUGUAUCUGUAAGACUUUAUGCAGUUGUUUUAGACAAGUCAUUUUCUGUGGGUAUCAGGGCUGGUAUCGUAUCGGAGCAACCCUAGAUCAAAUGUAGUUUCAAUUUAUUGGACUGAUCCUUUUAUUUUAUUUAAAUUUUUUUUUUUUUUUUUUUUUUAUAUGCUCUCAAAUGACCCUUGACCCUAAUGUGAGGGCAAAGUCCUUUUUGUUCUUUUCUGGUACAGUGCAGUUUUAUCUCAUGUUUAUGACUUAUUCUUCAAAAUAAACAAACAAUCUCUGAUAUGAUGUGUACAGUACAUGAUUCAGUGGUAAUAUUGUUCUAAAAUUAAAUUGACCAAACAUCUCCACUCUUUGUGAAACCAGUUCUUUGGAUCGCUCAAAUAUC